AUGUUGGUCUGCUACUUGGCCCUUCUUUUAGCGGCGCUGGUUAUACCUAAAGAUGGUGCUGCUGAUAUCCUAUUCCCGAAACACCAUGCCAAUCUCGUAGAGCUCAGUGAUGCUGUGGAGAAAUCGAAUAUUUUACGCCAACCAGAAUUAUGGAGUUAUCUUAGAAGGCGUAAAAAGCAAAAACACCGACCACGACCACGACCUCCAAAGCCUCCUAUUGAAUUUCCUAUAAGCGUUCCCGAAGAUUACGAAUAUCUUAAGCUCGCAAGCCAAGUGUUUGAUUUUUAA
Messenger RNA from Leptosia nina, 288 nucleotides. The record is from the annotation of a GenBank genome assembly. NCBI's taxonomy places the organism in Eukaryota, Metazoa, Arthropoda, Insecta, Lepidoptera, Pieridae.